Molecule: messenger RNA, 1112 nt
Organism: Actinia tenebrosa (Australian red waratah sea anemone)
Lineage: Eukaryota; Metazoa; Cnidaria; Anthozoa; Actiniaria; Actiniidae
Product: secretagogin
Biological process (GO): regulation of cytosolic calcium ion concentration
Cellular component (GO): synapse; neuron projection; nucleus
Molecular function (GO): calcium ion binding
Source: RefSeq, a predicted model, not a curated record
AGUUUUAUGCUGAGAAUAAACGCUGUUGACCUGCACUAUACUCCUUUAACAAACAUAUUCGAUUUUCAGAGAAAAUCUAGUACAGAAAAAAAUGAGUUCAUUUGACAGCGAAAUAGAAGCUUUCUUCUUAAAGCACUUUGAAACUAUCGAUGAAAAUGACUUGGAUGAAAAAUUUCAAAAGUAUGACAAAGAUGCUUACUGCUGAUUCACUCAAAGAGUUUAAAACAGUACUGUUGAACAAGUUGGACAAGAACGGCGAUGGAAAGAUCGAUAAGAAUGAGCUGAGAGCCAUAUUGCCGACCCAGGCAAACUUCUUACAUCAAUUCUGCCAACAUGGAAAAACGAUCUGUGGAGUGGAUUUCUUUAAGAUUUGGAAUCACUAUGAUGUGAACAGCAAUGGCAGUCUCGAAGGAACUGAAUUAGACAAUUUCCUUCGUGACUUGAUCCUAAAAAAUCGCCCAAAAACGAAUCGAAGCCUUAGUGAUGAGGAGCUGGCAAACAAGAUCAAAAUUCUUCAUAAUGCCUUGUUGGACAAAUUCAAUCAGAAAAGCAGUGGAAGUCUUUCAAAAAAUGAUCUCUUCACCUUCCUUCAAGUAGAUGCAACGUCUCCAAGCUUCCAGGGAAAAUCUAGCGGAGAAUUCGAGGAGRUAUUUGCCAACUACGAUAAGGACAAGAAUGGUACCAUCGAAGGAGCGGAGCUAGCCAAGCUGCUGGCAGACCUUCUUGUCCUUGACGGAGAUGGGAUUACAGAAGAAGACAUGAACGAGUAUUCCAACAUCGUUCUGUCAAAACUCGAUAAGAAUAAAGACAAGAAAAUACAGAAGUCUGAACUGAAGGAAUUUCUCAAGAUAGAAGAUUAACAAUCAUGACAUUUAUUUAGUCUUCACUAAGAAGUUUGCUUCUUUUUUAAUAAUUUUUGGAAUUGAGGGUUUGUAGGGAUUACUUUUUGCAAUACUGCACUAUACAGCUGUAUCAAAAUUACAAUUUUCACAUUUACUUGAAUAGGUUUAAUGAAAAUGACGUGUUGCAUGCUUGCGUUCGUUUGAGCACCAAUUUUGUACUUUCAAUAAUAAGUUAUGGCAUGUAUUAAAGCGUUUAUUAYAAACUUUAAA